Messenger RNA from Mus musculus (house mouse), 1469 nucleotides. RefSeq names its product triosephosphate isomerase 1 (gene Tpi1). The record is from RefSeq and is marked validated. Gene Ontology annotation, biological process: glyceraldehyde-3-phosphate biosynthetic process; gluconeogenesis; glycolytic process. Gene Ontology annotation, molecular function: triose-phosphate isomerase activity; protein homodimerization activity; methylglyoxal synthase activity. Bases 37 to 786 code for a protein of 249 amino acids. The transcript is spliced from 7 exons. NCBI's taxonomy places the organism in Eukaryota, Metazoa, Chordata, Mammalia, Rodentia, Muridae. Gene Ontology annotation, cellular component: cytoplasm.
GUUUGUACUGACCUUCAGAGACUUGAGCCUGGUACAAUGGCGCCUACCAGGAAGUUCUUCGUUGGGGGCAACUGGAAGAUGAACGGGAGGAAGAAGUGCCUGGGAGAACUCAUCUGCACCCUGAACGCAGCCAACGUGCCGGCAGGCACCGAGGUGGUUUGUGCACCGCCCACCGCUUACAUCGACUUUGCCAGACAGAAGCUGGAUCCCAAAAUUGCUGUGGCCGCACAGAACUGCUACAAAGUGACCAAUGGGGCCUUCACUGGGGAAAUCAGCCCUGGCAUGAUCAAAGACUUAGGAGCCACCUGGGUCGUGCUGGGGCACUCAGAAAGAAGACAUGUCUUUGGAGAAUCAGAUGAGCUGAUUGGCCAGAAAGUGAGCCACGCCCUAGCAGAGGGACUCGGGGUGAUCGCCUGCAUCGGGGAGAAGCUAGACGAAAGGGAAGCCGGCAUCACCGAGAAGGUCGUGUUCGAGCAAACCAAGGUCAUCGCAGAUAAUGUGAAAGACUGGAGCAAGGUGGUCCUGGCCUAUGAACCUGUGUGGGCCAUUGGGACUGGCAAGACGGCAACCCCUCAGCAGGCACAGGAAGUACACGAGAAGCUCCGGGGAUGGCUGAAAUCCAAUGUCAAUGAUGGGGUGGCUCAGAGCACCCGGAUCAUUUAUGGAGGUUCUGUGACUGGAGCAACCUGCAAAGAGCUGGCAAGCCAGCCUGACGUGGACGGCUUCCUUGUGGGUGGCGCAUCUCUCAAGCCUGAAUUUGUGGACAUCAUCAAUGCCAAACAAUGAGCACUGCCCAUCCCUCUACCUGCCUGCAUAGCAUGGACUAGGUUGCCCAGAAGUUUAGUAACUGCUCCCACCGGUCACAUGCUUCUGAUGACAUCAUCUGCCCCAUCUUGUGGCCUAAUCCACGCUGUACCCUCCUGAGCCGUUUCCACCGCCCUAUUAUGGUUGGGACCAGGCCAAUCCCUUUACCACUUACAGUGGGUAGAAUCAACUGUCACCAAGGUGGCUCCUAGUGAGGGGAGGGAGUAGAACUGACUGUCCCUUUGGGCCCUGACAAGUGAAAUCACCUUCCAUUGGUUUGGGCUGGAAACUCAUGGUUGGAGCACAGGAAGUGGGCUUCGUGUCACUUUGGCCUGUCACUUAGAUGGCCUUGGCUCUAGCUUCACUCCCAAGUUCUACUGGAUGUCUGAUGCAGAAAUUCAGAGCUUUCGGGUCUGAAUUCGGUAUACAUGAGACCCUAAGAGGCCUGGGAUAGUCCCCUCCCCCACGGUGCCAAAGCCCCUGUAUUGUGUUUGUGAACCAUCCUACAUGUAAGGGAAAUAAACACCUGGGCCUGAGCUUUGUGGGUUGUCAUAAUUCCUUAAGACAGUGAUGGGGCUCUAGCCUGGGGUGGGGGAGUGUAAAACAAAACAAAAAACAAUAAUGAAACAGGUUGUGACAAUACAUCUCAUUUUUUACUUCAAAAA